This is a messenger RNA of Alternaria atra, 2304 nucleotides long. RefSeq lists its product as uncharacterized. NCBI's taxonomy places the organism in Eukaryota, Fungi, Ascomycota, Dothideomycetes, Pleosporales, Pleosporaceae. The transcript has 2 exons. Gene Ontology annotation, cellular component: intracellular anatomical structure; spliceosomal complex. The coding region runs from base 1 to 2304 and encodes 767 amino acids. Gene Ontology annotation, molecular function: ATP binding; RNA binding; RNA helicase activity. The record is from RefSeq and is a predicted model, not a curated record.
AUGACUGCCAUGACGAAGCGCGAAUACGGCGACGACGACAGUGCCCGCGCCAAGCGUGUAAAGACGGAAUCCAACGGCCAAGGCAAUAUGGACGCAGCGGCGAAUCCCUACCUGGCGCACUGGAACGACGAGAAGCCCGUCAAGAGCGAGUACAACGGCACUGGGUCAGGACUACAGGGCUUCAAGCGCCAUGCGACAACUACGGCGCAGGCAAAUGCCGCCGAAGAUGGCCCCAACAACGCCUUCACCGGAAGGCCGCUCUCGAGCAAGUACAUGAGCAUCCUCAAGAAGAGGCGAGACCUGCCCGUGCACCAGCAGCGCGAUGAGUUCCUCAAGCUCUACCAGGAGUCGCAAAUCCUCGUCUUCGUCGGUGAGACGGGUUCCGGAAAGACGACUCAGAUCCCGCAGUUCGUCCUUUUUGACGACCUGCCGCAGGAGAAUGCCAAGAUGGUGGCCUGUACCCAGCCGCGUCGUGUCGCUGCCAUGUCUGUCGCCCAGCGUGUAGCUGAGGAGAUGGAUGUUGAGCUCGGCGAGGAGGUCGGAUACAGCAUUCGUUUCGAGGACAAGACGGGCCCGAAUACCAUCCUCAAGUACAUGACAGACGGAAUGUUGUUGCGCGAGGCCAUGAACGACCACAACCUUACUCGCUACAGUACCAUCAUUCUCGACGAGGCUCACGAGAGAACCUUGGCUACAGAUAUCCUGAUGGGUCUGCUGAAGGAGGUUGUCUUGAGGCGGCCGGACCUCAAGCUCAUCAUCAUGAGUGCUACACUCGAUGCCACCAAGUUCCAGAAGUACUUCCACAACGCCCCGCUGCUCGCCGUUCCUGGACGAACCCACCCCGUCGAGGUCUUCUACACACCUGCGCCCGAGCGAGACUACGUCGAAGCCGCCCUACGCACCGUCCUUCAGAUCCACGCCACCGAACCCGAAGGCGAUAUUCUGCUAUUCUUGACUGGUGAAGAAGAGAUUGAGGACGCAUGCAGGAAGAUAAAUCUGGAAGCUCAAGAUCUUUCCAGAGAAGGUGGUGCUGGCCCACUUGUGGUAUACCCGCUGUACGGAACUUUGCCACCUGCGCAGCAGCAGAAGAUCUUCAACCCUGCGCCUCCACCUUCAACACCAGGCGGCCGUCCUGGACGCAAGGUCAUCGUUUCCACCAACAUCGCUGAGACAUCUCUUACUAUUGAUGGUAUCGUUUACGUCGUGGACCCUGGUUUCAGCAAGCAAAAAGUCUACAACCCUCGUAUCCGUGUCGAAUCUCUCCUGGUUUCACCCAUCUCCAAGGCCUCUGCCCAGCAGCGAGCUGGUCGUGCGGGACGUACGCGGCCUGGUAAAUGCUUCCGCCUGUACACCGAGCAAGCUUUCAAGAAGGAGCUUAUCGAGCAAACCUACCCCGAAAUUCUACGAUCGAAUUUGGCAAGCACCGUUCUCGAACUGAAGAAGCUCGGAGUCGACGAUCUGGUACACUUCGAUCUCAUGGACCCACCUGCGCCUGAAACGCUGAUGCGUGCCUUGGAAGAGCUCAACUACUUGGCAUGUCUCGAUGACGAGGGUGAGCUUACCACACUCGGAGGACUUGCCUCGCAGUUCCCUCUGGAUCCCGCGUUAGCAGUCAUGCUCAUCACUUCACCCGAGUUCUACUGUUCGAAUGAGAUUUUGUCGCUCACUGCGCUACUCUCUGUACCCCAAAUCUUCGUGCGUCCGGCCAACAACCGAAAGCGAGCAGACGAGAUGAAGGAAUUGUUCGCACAUCCAAAGGGUGAUCAGCUUACCAUGCUAAACGUCUACCACGCCUUUAAGAGCGAAGAGGCACAAGCGAACCCGAAGCAGUGGUGCCACGACCACUUCCUCUCCUACCGAGCGUUGCAGCAAGCUGACAAUGUCCGUCUCCAACUCAAGCGCAUAAUGGAGCGUGAAGAACUCGAGUUGAUGUCGACGCCAUUCGAGAACAAGAAGUACUACGAGAACAUUCAGCGUGCACUCGUGGCUGGUUUCUUCAUGCAAGUCGCCAAACGCGAUGGCAACGGCAAGAGUUACAUCACCGUCAAGGACGAGCAGAACGUUCUUUUGCACCCUAGCACUGUUCUUGCUGAGGACAGUGAAUGGGUCAUCUACAACGAGUUUGUGUUGACGACCAAGAACUACAUUCGUACAGUGACUUCGGUCAAGCCUGAGUGGUUAAUGGACAUCUCACCCAACUACUACGACUUGUCGCAGUUCAAGAAGGGUGAAAUCAAGCAAGCUCUCCAGCGAGUGGUUACUAAGAUUCAGCGGAAGGAAGCUGACAAGGGAUCACGAAGAUGA